Molecule: messenger RNA, 531 nt
Organism: Daphnia pulicaria
Lineage: Eukaryota; Metazoa; Arthropoda; Branchiopoda; Diplostraca; Daphniidae
Product: adhesive plaque matrix protein-like
Exons: 2
Coding region: 51-440 (129 amino acids)
Source: RefSeq, a predicted model, not a curated record
GCAUCAGUUACAUUCAGCUGCUGUAAAAAAAACAUCACUACGCCACAAUCAUGAAGGUCUUAUACGUCGCAGCUUUAAUUGUUGCUGUUGUUGCUGACCAAGCACCUUAUUAUCAGCCGAGUUAUUCUCCCUAUCCGGAAUACAAACCCGAGUACAAGCCGGAAUACAAGCCGGAGUAUAAACCGGAAUACAAGCCCGAAUACAAGCCAGAAUAUCCAAAUCAAAAACCGUACUACGCCGAACCAUCUUACAAGCCAACUUACCCAGAGUAUAAGCCAGCUUAUACCGAGCACAAACCGGCUUACCACGAACCAACGUAUGCCCACCCGGCCCCAGCCUACAAACCCGCAUACAAGCCUGCGUAUCCGGAAUACAAACCGACUUACUCGUCUCCACCACAGUAUCCUUCAUACGCCCCAACAUAUCCAGUCAAAUAUUAAAAAACAGCAGCGUCACUCACACUGUUCGUCAUGUAAAUUUAUCUGUGAUGAAUUUCAUCUUUCGUUUCAAUAAAUCUUUCGUCAAUAUCAA